UAGCAGGUAGCCAGUAAUUUACAGUUCAAAAAAGGUAAGUUUCUGUUUUGGUGUACGACGUUGUUUAAUUUGUUUAAAACCAUAAAAAAAAAUGUUGCCUUAAAAGUUAAAUUAUGAUUUAAAAGUUAAAGAAUCUCUUACUGUGAUGAGUCUAUCUAUUGUGUCAAGUGGUAACUGAAAGACAAUAUACGUUUGUGAUGACGUAGACCGAAGUAUAGUAUAAACAUACUUUCAUUCAUAUACUGAAAGUAUAUGAUUUUUUUCUAUCAAAAAUGUUGAUCCAUAUUGGACGUAUGAAAUUGACUUAUUAGAAAGGUGCAGAAUCCUAUAAUUUUUUCUCAAAAAUCUAGGUUGUCAUCUGCCAUGUUAAAGUGGGACGGAGAAGUCAUUUUUUGAAAACCAAAGGCUAUUGUUUCUUUUUAUAAUUGAUGUAUUUCUUGUGUCAGCUUUAACCUCCAUGGAAUGCAACUUCCAUUCAUUGCAGUGCAGUAGCCUAGCACUUCUCUUAGCAAGACUGGCCAAGGAGUCAGCUGACCUGCUGGGAGCACAGCUACUUUGAUACCCUGUGGGAUUUAUCUCUGCUAGAGGAACAAAGCUGGGAAAAGUCCGUCUGAACGAUUCAGCCCUAGUACCCCCCUUAAACCUGAGAGACCUGUGCAGUCAGGUGUUGCCAACACUAGCAAUAUAAUUUUAUGGAUAACUUCAAGGACUUGAUCGAGAACAACGAUGCCAACUCUCAUGCUUAUGCCAAAUUCUCCCUUCGUAAGCCUUCCAUGCCAGAUGAUGACACCUGCUACAUCAGUCCUGGAAAUUCUGAGUCUCUCAAAGAAUGCAGUUUCAACAGCGCCUCCAAAACGUUCCUGGUGAUCCAUGGCUGGACAGUGAGCGGCUUGUUCGAGAGCUGGGUGGCCAAACUGGUUUCAGCACUGUAUGAGAGAGAGCCAAAUGCCAAUGUGAUAGUGGUGGACUGGCUGUACACAGCCCAGAACCAUUAUCUUGUAGCCGCCCAGAACACUAAGAUGGUGGGACAAGAGAUUGCUCACUUCAUUGACUGGCUGGAGGAGGAAACCAACAUCCUUCUAGAAAACCUCCACCUCAUUGGCUACAGCUUGGGUGCUCAUGUGGCAGGAUUUGCUGGGAGCCACACCUUGAAUAUAUUGGGCAGAAUAACUGGUCUUGACCCAGCUGGUCCAGACUUUGAGGGGGAGCACGCUCACCGUCGGCUGUCUCCAGACGAUGCCCACUUUGUGGAUGUUCUCCACACCUUCAGCCAGGGCUCUCUGGGCCUCAGUAUUGGCAUCCAGCAGCCUGUUGGCCAUGUGGACAUCUACCCCAAUGGAGGCAACUUCCAGCCAGGCUGCAGUCGGCAAAGCACCCUGGAGACUAUAUCCAAACUUGGCCUUUUUGCUGUCACUGACUCUCCCAAGUGUUCCCACGAGCGGUCCAUCCACCUGUUCAUCGACUCCCUGCUCAACGAACAGCAGGCUAGCAAGGCGUACCGCUGCAGGAGCAGUGACAUGUUUAACCGCGGAAUGUGCCUGAGGUGUCACAGGAACCACUGUAACACAGUGGGCUAUGACAUCAGCAAGGUGCGCAAGACACGCAGCGUCACGAUGUACACCAAGACCAGGGCCUCAAUGCCCUUCAGAGCCUUUCAUUAUCAGCUGAAGGUCCACUUUUUCGGCAAGGUGGACAGGCCUGAUAUGGAGCCUUCACUGACAGUCUAUUUAAUGGGAACCGAAGGAGAGGUUGAAGACCUCAAACUGACACUAAAGGAAAAGAUAAUGACCAAUAAGACCCAUUCUUUCCUGCUGGUAGCAGAGAAGGACAUUGGUGACCUCCUGAUGGUGAAAUUCAAGUGGGAGGAGUCAACUAACUGGUCUGCCUCAUCCAUGCUUAGAAUGUUCUCUUCCUGGUGGUCAGGUGAUUCUGCAGAUUCUGAAGUGGCAGUCCAUAAAAUACGGAUCAGAGUUGGGGAGACACAGAAAAAGAUGGUGUUCUGCAUUAAACAUCCUCAAGAUCUGAGCUUACAAAAGGAAGUGACAUUUGUAAAAUGCAAAGAAGAAUGGAAAAAAACAUCAAAGAGACUGAACCUGGGGAACCACUAACACUGAAUGUACUAUUCAACUGAAGAAUGGCCUUGUUCCACCAUUGCAGCACUUCAUUAAUACAGGUUUAAUUUAUUGUCUAUCAAACUACACAAAGACAUUAUCACAUUGUAUAUAGUGUACAGAAAUAUUGUAUUAUUUAAAACAUAUUUCAAUAUGUGAAGUAUUUUUAUAAAGCACUGCCUUUCUGGCACUUUAUCUCAUUUGGUAGGAAAAAAGAUAGUAAAGGCCCUUAUCCAUGCAGAUUUUCAGCCAACCCAAAAGAGAUGGUACUUCUACAGAUUUGUUGGUGCCUCUGACAGAGAUUCUCAGAGGUACAUGCAGCUCAAAUCUCAUGUGUUUCAAAUGUAAUGCUUUAACUGACCGAGCAUUCACCAGUGUCAACCUCAAUCCUAAGGGAUUGUUGGAUUGGACUCUGUGUGCCUUAAAAUAACUUGAUGUCAAUGAAUGUCUUAAGCCACUGUAUGUAUAUUCAUUGCCGUUGAUGAUAAUAUAUAUUUUGUAUAGUGAUAUAUCUCUAUUACCAGAGACGGUGAUAUUUGUGUGGUCCGAAAACGCACAUUAUUCCGAAAACUGUAGUUGAGCACUUAAGCAAGUACAUUCAUUUGAAACCAGCCAUGGUCGAGUGUUUGCAGCAUAACACAAUACUUAAUUAGGGAGUCUAUUACACAUAUAUUUUAUUAUAAUGUUAUAUUUAAUAUAUUAUAGCUUUUCUGUAUUAACUGACAUGGUUGCUGCUGAAUUAUAAACCAAAUAAUGCGCUUUUACCUGUGGAUGCCAUAAAAUUGGAACAAGGUAGCUAAACUCAAAGAAGUCAAGAAGGGGUUUUGUAAACUGAGUUGAUAUCAACUAUAGAAACUAGACCGCAUUCCUCAGAACAUUGUUUUCCAUGCACUUUGUAUCAAAGUUCAACUUACAGUUAAUGGGGUAGUCAUGAGUACAUUUGUAACAAUAUUGUCUGACUAUUUUUAACAUCACUAUUUAUAUCGAAUCAGUACUGUAACCAUUGUGACUCAGAAUUUCUGUCUGUACUAUUGAGCCUGUAGAAAAGGUGAAGAUGAAAAGCAUUUGCACUGGAAACAGGAAUAGGUUUUGAAACCAGUUAAGUUCUUAAGUGCACCAUGUGUGAAUGAAAGAUGAGCAUGAUGAUCCUAUGGUACAGAAUGUUUAUUUAUGUUUACCUCUCUAGUAUAUCUGUUCCACAAUUUUACUAUUUACAAACUUUAAUAAAUUUGCUAUUUUGAAGUUGAA
This is a messenger RNA of Esox lucius (northern pike), 3359 nucleotides long. It is a transcript of the gene lpl2a, whose product is annotated as lipoprotein lipase. Lineage: Eukaryota; Metazoa; Chordata; Actinopteri; Esociformes; Esocidae. The record is from RefSeq and is a predicted model, not a curated record. The transcript has 9 exons. Gene Ontology annotation, molecular function: apolipoprotein binding; lipoprotein lipase activity. Gene Ontology annotation, biological process: lipid metabolic process. The coding region runs from base 693 to 2108 and encodes 471 amino acids.